Osmia lignaria (orchard mason bee) is the source of this 1440-nucleotide messenger RNA. The record is from RefSeq and is a predicted model, not a curated record. NCBI's taxonomy places the organism in Eukaryota, Metazoa, Arthropoda, Insecta, Hymenoptera, Megachilidae.
AUGGACCAAGACCAGGCUAAGGUGCUCAGCGAACUGAUGUCCACGGCCCUGGAAACCCGGCAUGCAGUUCAAAAUCUGAUCGAGCCAGGAAAGCUCGACGAUUGCAUGCUUGUUCAUCAAAUGUGCCGGAAGAUGGACUGCACUACGAAGGAGCGAUGGGAGUCAACGCUUGGAGUCACAACGGAGUACCCAUCGUUUGAAAAGCUCAUGGAGUUCAUUACCGCCAAGGUUAGGACGCUGGAGCAUUUGGCGCACGACAAGGCGAGAGCGGCGCCUGUGAAGCGCACCCCGAUCAAGCCCUCUCAACCAAGAGUGCAGCAACCAGCUCCAAGCAGACCGGUUCACUCAGCUGUCGCAUCAAGGCCAGUUCAACGAUUGAUAACGCUCGAAAAAUACAAUUUCGAGCGUCCAUCGCCGUUCGAGCAAUGCGAUUGCUGCGGGCUGCAACACUACAUUGUAGAGUGCAAAGCAUUUAGAGGAAUGUCGCCUGACAAGCGCGUUCCGUGCAUAGACGCACAACGUCUGCUGUUGGCGAAAUUCCCCAAAUUGUCUCAGCCCACGAAGUUGGCAACGAAAGAACUCGGUGCAGCCGUCAAGCCGCCAAAUCACAGAAAGCUCCUCGCAACCGCUCAAGCUCUCCUCACCACUCCAACGUCAGAUCACACCAUCCGCAUCUUAAUAGAUCCAGGUUCCGAAAUCUCGUUCAUCUUCGAAGGACUCACUCGCCUGCUCAACCUCCGGAGACACCGAUCAUCCAUCACAAUUAUUGGUGUUGGUGGAACAAAAUCAACUGAAACCAAGGGUGUGGUCAAUGUUACACUCCAGUCGAAGUACUCACAACAGACUGUCUGCAUCCAAGCUCACAUGCUCACAGUCGUAUCGACAAUCCUGCCAUCGUUCUCGCUGAGAGCUCCAGACUGGCCUCACAUUAAGAACUUGAGGUUGGCGGACAAUGAUUUCUUGACACCACGACCAGUCGACGUAAUCAUUGGAGCAGAUUUUUACAGAAGGAUCAUCAAGCCAAAUAUCAUCAAGGGCUCACCAACAGCACCAAUUGCUCAACUUUCCAUUUUUAGAUGGCUCGUCAUCGGCCCAGUCAACGAAUCAUAUACAAAUACUAAUUAUGCACAUUUUGCAGUUGCUCACAACGAUCAGAGCAAUCUGCAAGAGCUGCUCACCAAAUUCUGGGUCCAAGAGAAGUCACCAAUGGACACUCCAAGCACGCUCACACCGGAGGAAGAAGAAUGCGAAGCACAUUUCUGUGCAACUCACUCUCGUGACAACACAGGAAGGUACAUCGUUCGCAUUCCACUCAAGGCACCAGCAUCUUCUGGGCAAUUCACACAAGAUUGCUCACCGAUGUCUACAAAGCACACUGCGAUGAUCCGCCAAGGAUUCAACAUACAACCAGCUCUACGUCGAGUUCAUGAAAGAAUAUGA